AGCAGCUCUGGGAGCAGCUACCCUGAUCGUCUGAGGUGCCUUGAUGCCCCCAUCCUGAGCGACAGCAGCUGCAGGUCCGCCUACCCUGGACAGAUCACCUCCAACAUGUUCUGUGCUGGAUUCCUCGAAGGAGGCAAGGACUCCUGCCAGGGAGACUCUGGUGGCCCUGUGGUGUGCAACGGUCAGCUGCAGGGUGUGGUGUCCUGGGGUUAUGGCUGCGCCCAGAGGAACAAGCCCGGAGUCUACACCAAGGUCUGCAACUACAACACCUGGAUCCGCAACACCAUGUCCUCCAACUAAAGUCUGCCUGCAAGGAACAUUGAGCAAACGCUUACAAUGGCAUCUGCUUUGAGAAAAUAAAUUAACAUCAACCUCACUCUCUCUGUUGUUCCUU
Etheostoma cragini (Arkansas darter) is the source of this 394-nucleotide messenger RNA. Its product is annotated as trypsin-3-like. The record is from RefSeq and is a predicted model, not a curated record. Gene Ontology annotation, molecular function: serine-type endopeptidase activity. Gene Ontology annotation, biological process: proteolysis. The annotation marks the transcript as partial. The transcript is spliced from 3 exons. NCBI's taxonomy places the organism in Eukaryota, Metazoa, Chordata, Actinopteri, Perciformes, Percidae.